Molecule: messenger RNA, 1202 nt
Organism: Mytilinidion resinicola
Lineage: Eukaryota; Fungi; Ascomycota; Dothideomycetes; Mytilinidiales; Mytilinidiaceae
Exons: 3
Coding region: 71-1117 (348 amino acids)
Source: RefSeq, a predicted model, not a curated record
GGAGAGAUGCAAACCUCAAGUAUGCGGCGCUCUGUGGGGUUCCGGGAAUCCAGAUAUUUCAGGCAUUGGAAUGUCUAUUGGCUAUGUGCUUGAGACAGCAAUCAGCGUGAUUCUAGUCGCUGUAUUCAUCUUCCUGAGUUUUAGGAAAACCGAUCGCCGAAGUCGGUGGAUACGACUCAUUUUGGCAAAUUCCACCAGAGCUUUCUAUGAGAACGCGAUCUUCUUUGCAUCUGGAAUCCAAAUAGCGAGUAUCGUGGUACUUGCUAAGGCUAAUUUUGGAAUCAGUGCGAAUGGAAUGGGUGCUAUUACCAUGAAGAUUACCUGGUCAAUCUCACUCUUGACUUUACUUCCACUAUUACCGUUGAGUUUCGGCAACUUCAUCUUUCGAGAAUCAAACAAUGAACAAGAAGAUUCCAUCGAAAAUAUUCGGACCUCUUCAAGCGAAAGUGGAACCAAAGCUAGGGAGAAUUCAGGUCAUGUCGUUCUCGCAAAUAAGAAUGAAGAGGAUGCGCAAGAUCGGCGGCGCUUCUUUCUGUAUGUCUUAUGCUGGAUGCUGUCUGUUUUCCCCUUUUUAUCGCGAAUGGUUGGAACCUUUGGCCAUAGCCAGAUAGGAUCAGGAUCAGGCACAGUGGUCUCAACAACUGACUGGGCUCUAAUUGAGCACGAAUGCUUCAAGGGCGUCGACUCCCUACAGCCGUCACAAGAAACGGCCAUGUCCGCGUUCGGUAUCGGUAGCUGGCUUUUCCUAUCUUUGACUGUAAUAUGGAAGAUUUUCCUCUCUGGCAUUCAACGACAGCAUCCGAAUUCAAGGCUUGCGCGUCGGCUUCGACAUGAGACUCUGUUUCUCGAUACAUAUCGGCCAUCAGAGUCAUGGCUGUGGAUGUGUCUGUGCAUUGUCACACCCUUACUGUCCGUAUUCCAGAUGUGGACAUUCUUUCGCCUCCAGAGAUUGCAAACACAGAUGACGAAAGCUUCCGGGGGCGAAGAUCCAGAUACGGACUGGACAUUUGGACAGAUUGUUGCUGUGAUUAUGUUUACGCCGGUGUUAGUAGAAGUCGGAUUCGUGAUGAGGAAUAGAAAGAUAUUUGACAAAGUCAUUCGCGGAGAAGAUACGUAGAAUAACGGAUUACGAUUCAAAGUGAACGGCAGCACAUGUAUCCACAGGCAUUGGAAGCGAACAUAUAAUUACAUCCCAUGCAGUC